GCGCGGCGCCCCGGGAAAGCGAGUCCCGCCCGCCUACGACACCGAGAACGCACUGCGCGCCUCCCACUGGAAACUACAUCUCCCGGCGUGCCCCGCGGCGCGCCUUGCUCGGUCCCGUACGGGUUCCACCUGCGGGGGCUGAUGGGAGUUAGAGUCUAAAGGAGAGGGCGCCGCCUGUCGGCCCUGGCCGACAACGCGCGGGAUGCCGCCGCUACCCGGGCCCCGCUGCCGGGAUCUGCGGACACCCGUGGGUUAUCCAUUUGGCAGUUCACAGCCCCGGGUUCCCUAGUUAUUGACAUCGAACGAUCAGUCCUUCUGGAUUCGGUAAACGUAGGCACUUUCGAAGCUGUUUGGCAUUGGAGGUACCUCAUGACUACGCAGAGGCAGCAGCCUGACACAGAGCGAUCCCAAAGCACACGUUAAGAUCCAACGAGGAGGGCGGCCGGAACAGCAAAAGAACCUGUAGCUGUGCGCCGCAUCCCCUCACUAAGUGUAUUCCCAAUCUCCAGUUCCACGGCCACUGCGCCUUCUCUUUCCCCGCCGCAUGCCCUGGGGAGAGCGACGCUGGAUCAUUUUUGGUGUAUAACUGACACAGGUGGCCGCGGUUCCUGUAAAGCAGCCUCGGAAAAGCUCCUCUCGCCAUCCCGCCCUCCACUCGACAUGCGCUGGAGGCGGCACCCAAUGGGGCGGCGGGCACAAUGUUUCCAAACACGGCACUCCCUGCACGCUCCCCGCCUCCGCCACCCCGCAGCACCGCGAAGGCGGCUCUUCCGCAAGGCAGCAGAGCCGCCAGAGCUGCCGGGAGCGGGGCGGAGGAGAGCGGAGCCGCUUCCUGCGGAUAUCCCUGCAGGAAGCAGAGGCCCAGCUCCCGGCACGGCCUCAGCCGGGCGGCCCCGGGCCGGGCCGGAGUGGCGGGGCUACGCGGAGCCCCCGCCCCUGCCACGCCCACCAAACUUGGUGGCGUCGCCGCCAGAGGGCGCGCGGCACUCCCGUGAGGCUCGGCGGCGACGGCGGCAUUCAAACCGCGGCGGCCGUUGGGGCGGGCGCUCGCUCUGCGCUCUCGGGCUGGCGGGCCUGGGCCGCGGGGCCAUGGGGCCCCAGGGGGACACCUCCGUGCCGGGCGGCCCCGCCGUGGCCGUGGCCUUCCCGGGAGCUGUGUGCCGGGGCAGCGGCUGCCGUUUCACCUGCGAGCUCCUGAAGCACGUCCUGCACCAGCGGAACCAGCUCCCGCUGCCCUACGAGCAGCUCGCCUUCUUCUGCCGGCGGGCGGCCCAGGAUGGAGAUGGAAUUGGGAAACCACAUUCCCUGGGCCUGGCAAGGAGAAAGUGCCAGCAGCUGCUGAUGGAGCUGGAGGGAUUGUUCCAGCACUUGGAAGUCAUGUUUAGUCUGACGCUGGUUCCUCGGGUUCUUUUCCUACUUGGAGGCAACGUCAUGAACCCCAAGGAGCUCUAUGAGCUGAAUUUGGAAGGGUUCUGUGAGGGCUCUGCUGAAGAGAGCCUCGAUACUGCGCCCUGUGUUCGCCAGCUCUUUCACCGCCUGUUUGUUGCUGACGUCUUUAGUGAACUUAAGGCUCUCCCUAUCACAGGCACUCUUGUCCUGGUCCAGGGCCACCGUGACUGUGGUGUUGAGUGGUUCCGGCCCAAGCUCAACUACCAAGUGCCGACCCGAGGGAGGAAGCUGACUGUUAAAUUGUCCUGUGAUGGAGACCUUCAUGUUAGUGCCUCACCUCCACAGCGCACAGUACCUGCCUGGGAGGACUACGUCUGGUUCCAAGCACCAGUGACCCUCAAAGGCUUUAGUGAAUGAAUGGUUUCUAUAGAAAUUUAAUUGGAAUAUUGAUUACCUUUUUUCUUUAGGUGUUAAUAUUAGCAAAUGUAACCAUGUAUUUUUGAA
Molecule: messenger RNA, 1893 nt
Organism: Taeniopygia guttata (zebra finch)
Lineage: Eukaryota; Metazoa; Chordata; Aves; Passeriformes; Estrildidae
Gene: MAD2L1BP
Product: MAD2L1 binding protein
Biological process (GO): regulation of exit from mitosis
Cellular component (GO): nucleus
Source: RefSeq, a predicted model, not a curated record